AUGGCCAGCUGGGCCUUGGAGCUGCUCGGCUUCUCCCUGGGCCUGCUGGGCUUAGUUGGGACGUUAAUCGCCACCAUCCUGCCCCACUGGUGGCGCUCGGCGCACGUGGGCGCCAGCAUCAUCACGGCGGGGACCAUCAUCACGGCGGUGGCCUACGCCAAGGGGCUGUGGAUGGAGUGCGUGUGGCACAGCACCGGCGUCUACCAGUGCCAGCUGCACCGCUCGCACUGCGGAGUGGUGACGGAUUUCUACGACCCCACGCUGCCCGCCGGGGUGAAGUAUGAGAUAGGGCAGGCUCUUUAUCUGGGGUUUGUCUCCUCGGCCUUCAGCAUCUUGGGUGGGGCCUUGCUGUGCACGCCGUGCCUCGGGGAGCGGGCGCCUUCCCAGCCCGGAGCGCCUCCGUCCUCCAGGCCACCGAGCGCCUCCAAGGGCAGCCACGCUCCUUCCCUGACAUCUGCGUCCCACGGCGGCUACAGGCUCAGCGACUACGUGUGAGUUCCCCCGGAUCUGCCUGGGGAAUUCCGCGUGUGGCACCAGGGAACUCGGAACUGAUGGUGACGUUUGUCGCUGUGUAUUCCUUCCCGGAGGAGGAAAGGAUGUGGGUGCAGAACUGCAAAACCAGGGAACUCAGAACUGAUGCUGACGUUUAUUGUUGUGUAUUCCUUCAAUUUCUUCCUGGAGGAGGAAAGGAUGUGGAUGUAGAACUGCAAAACCAGGGAACUCAGAACUGAUGCUGACAUUGCAUAUUCCUCCCCUUUCUCCCCAG
Ficedula albicollis (Collared flycatcher) is the source of this 766-nucleotide messenger RNA. RefSeq names its product claudin 14 (gene CLDN14). Gene Ontology annotation, biological process: bicellular tight junction assembly; cell adhesion. Lineage: Eukaryota; Metazoa; Chordata; Aves; Passeriformes; Muscicapidae. Gene Ontology annotation, molecular function: structural molecule activity. The record is from RefSeq and is a predicted model, not a curated record. The transcript is spliced from 3 exons. The coding region runs from base 1 to 495 and encodes 164 amino acids. Gene Ontology annotation, cellular component: plasma membrane; bicellular tight junction.